AUGACCGGUGAAACAGAGGAGUUGCCACGGACUCCCGUGAACCCUUUGGGGGAUAGAGAAGGAUCUCACAGUGGCGACAAUGUCGCAAUCAACAAUAAUUUGCAAUCUCCAGUAGGCGCACGAUCUGCCCCGCCAUCCACACGGGCUGCAGACGGCGAGAAUCGCAGCUCGUCCCCGUCCAUGGGUCCACCCAUGUCCGAGAGCGCCAUGUCGUCUUCGGAGCUGCUGGGGCCACUUGGCGUCGAGCGCGACGGACUGGGUAUAAAAGGAUAUCUAAGCAUGCGUGACGAGGGUGUAACAUACCACCGCAUGAAGCGUUUCUACUGCCGCUGCGUGGGUGUCAACUUCUCUCGGUUCGCAUCUCGAGACGCAGCGUCGGCGAUGAUUGCGGCACUGUUUAGCGCCGAGGUGCAAAAAGUGGAGUCGUGGGACGGCAAGGGCCUCUGGCACACAUAUCGCCACUCGUUCAAGCUGUCGCUCACGUCGGGCGUCGUGUUUAAUGUGGACGCUGACUCCGAGGAGGACAAGCGUCAGUGGAUCGAGUACAUUGAGACGGCACUAACAGGAACGGAGGCAGCCGUCGAAAAGUGGAAUGCCCAUGCUUCAGUAAGCCCUAAUAUCAUGGAACUCUCACCUGGAGGCCUCGUGUUCGCUGAGAAGAAAUGUAGUCCGCCCAAGUUUAAGAACGACACGUCGUGCUGCCACCCAGGUUGCCAUGUACGAUUUGACAGCACUGGGAAGAGGCAGCAUCACUGUCGGAAUUGUGGAGGGUCGGUUUGCUCGGACCACAGCUCAAGGUUUGCCAUGGUUCGACAUUUUCACAUCAAUCACGCGGUACGUCUGUGCAUGGGUUGCUAUCGCGUGCAGCGCUUCGUGCUGUGGCUCGAAAUGCUACUUCAGCGUCUCAGCAUCUCCCAAACGGAGGAAGAAGGGGUUACAAAGCCUGCUCUGUCAAAAGCUGACGAAGAAGAAGUGGAGGCGUUGUUUGCAAUCUUUGGAGAUGAUGCCUUUGGUAUUUCGGACGUCAUUCAGGUUCUUCAUCUGCAUCGUCACGGGUGCGAUGAAGCGUAUGCUUACGCCGUGAACAAGCUGUUGGAACUAUCGGCCUCCAACCUGGCGGAUUUUGAAUUUUUUCUGCCUCAGAUUUUCCACAUGUGGCUAACGGUGGACUGGACGAACAACAAUGUCAAAGCAGCUCUCCUAUUCCGAGUAAUCUGCUAUGCGACUCAAUUGCACAUUCGUCUAGCGACAGCUAUCUACUGGCUAACCCGUGCAGCAAUUGACGACAGCUGUGGCUGGGGGUUCGGCCAGUCGGAAUUGUACGUGCCCGACUUCCUGUACCGGAAGAUGAGCAUGUGCAAGUUAUUGAUGAUUAACGUGGAGAUGCAGAUUUCCCACGGCGACUGGUCUUUUGAGACAGACAAGGACUUACCGGCUUCGACGGAGCAAACUGCCAUCAUCAAGUGCCUGUUCGAUCGUCUGCUAAUCCUUGUCCAUACAAACACGAAGGCUACAAUUCCGCUUGGUGCAGUUUGUGAUGCCGUGAGUGGCUGUUCGAUUCCUCAGGAAUUCCUACUUCCGAGUGAUGCACUUCUGGAAGAUUCUCAUCGCGAUAAUGAAGAAGAACGUCGGGUUUUUACCACUCAGAUCCGAUUCAUCGAGGAGCUGUGUGCAAUGACUGAAAGAUUGAGAUUCUGUGCUCCGCAAGAGCGUAAAAAAGCUUUAAGACAAGAACUUCAGGAGAUUCAGCUGCCCGAAGGGGCGUUUUGCCCUCUAGGCUCGUGUGAGGAUCCAUUGCAGCGUCUCCUUACGAUUGCAAAAGGAGAAGGCACGGUGUUCACGACGAGGGCUCGAGCGCCGACGCUCAUUUUCUUCGAAGUGGCACGGCUGGCUACAUCAAGCGAAAAGAACGGGUGGUUUAACCGUGGUCGAUCACUGACAUUCAGCAUUCAACACAACAAGACCAACGAUUCCGAAGAACUGAUUGAUGUUGACGGCCUUGAAGUGCUGGUUCCUGCUUCUGAAGCUGAAGUAGCGAAAAAUGCCAUUGAAAUGGCCACAAGCAGCGAAAUUGCUCAAGUGAUUGCGAUGGAUACUUUUUCCGGUGUCGAGGAUGAGCAAGUCAAUGACAGCGAUGAUGAUGAUAGCGACAAGGAGGAAUUAAGGGACCGCGUUUUAUCAGACCCUCCACCGUCUUUGGUCGCUUUGGCUCGAGCUGUGGGUGGAAAGAAAAAGCGAAGUCGCCGUGGUCGGUCUGGCUCACUGAUGAACACAACAACAAAGUCCCUGGACUCAAUCAUCGCGUCUUGCGCUGACACAAUUAAGAUUCGGAGAAAGCGCUCAAUCAGCGAGGGUUCUGGCUUCAUCGGACUUGAGAAAACGCAGAAUACCAAUCUGGGCGCCAUGCCAAGUGAAGUAGAAAACUUCACAGAUGAUCAAUUGAUCUCCAUGGCCCAGAACAUGGAAAUCAGCAUGUUGGAAAGUAACCCCUCAGGACACGGCACUUUUACGGGCAAGCAGAUCGUUGACUGGAUGACAAAAAACGAGAUCGUGUCCGACAAGGCUCACGCGCUGUGGCUAGGGAGUGAGCUUCUUCGCUGCGGUGCUCUAGAGAAGACACCGCUUUCAUCCAAAUCAUUUAGUGGGUUUGCAGCUAACGAUGAGACAUCGUAUCAGCUGAAGAGCGAGUCCAGUGCAGCUUCCCGAUCCCUGGAGCGCCGUCACACUAUGCAAUACGAUGCUGCGCCUGUGCUAGAGCCGUCACCUCGCUCACCACAAGAAUCAAUCUCGGGAUCUACUGAUCGGGGGAAACCUAUGACUCGCACGUUGUCGCGUUUAACGUUGAAACCCCAAGAAACGACGGUGGACAUUGCUGGUGUAACCGAUGCUGUUGACGCCGAUUUGACAGGAACGACUACCGAUAGCGGCUCGAAUUCAUCCUCAAAGGCUUCAAGGCCACUGCGGGAGUACCUCGCAGGCGCCUCCGACGAACGACGUUCUAUUGCUUCGAACGUCCACGGUGGCUCGUUCAUUUUGAAGUUUGAUCCUGUUGUGGCCGUUGCGGCGAUGAACUCAGUGGAGCAGGCGGUGCAGCAGUAUGUCCUACCGCAAGAAAGCGUAGCAAAUGCUACCCAACUGAGUGAAGACCUUCGUGUACUCAAGGAGCAGCUAAGCAUUGUAUAUGAAUAUGUCAUCGACAAACGGAAGCGUCUUCAUGUUGCGGUGGAGUCAGCGUUUGGAGAGAGCUUCGAAGAGAAGAAGGAGCGUUUGCGCGAGACGUCAUCUCACGUCGUGCCAUCAGAGGCGAACGACUGGGACUGCGUCGCGUUCAUCGUGAAAUCUAACGAUGACUUGCGGCAAGAAGUUUUGUGCCAGCAGAUCAUUCGUCAGCUGCAAGAUAUCUUUCAGAGCGCAGACUUGCCUCUUCGGCUGCUGCCGUACGAGAUUAUUGCGACUUCGGCGUCUACCGGCAUGAUUGAGUACGUCAAAAACGCUGUCUCUCUUGACGCUUUAAAAAAGAGAGACAACUACACCACGUUGGCGGACCACUUCUUGAAAACGUAUGGUCAGGCUGAUUCUGCUGCGUACAAGACGGCAAUGACGAACUUUGUACGGAGCAUGGCAGCGUAUUCUUUGGCGUGUUACUUCUUGCAAAUAAAGGACCGACACAACGGCAACAUCAUGAUCGACAGCGAUGGCCACGUGAUCCACAUCGACUUUGGCUUUAUCCUGGGCAUUGCCCCUGGUGGUCGAUUUAGUCUGGAGACAGCACCCUUCAAACUGACCGGCGAAAUGGUUGACGCGAUGGGUGGAACUCAGUCGGACUACUUCAAGGCCUACGUUAUCUUCCUCAUCCAGGGUUUUUUGGCUCUACAGCAACAUGCCGAUACCAUUCUGAUGAUGAUCGCGAUUAUGGCACAAGAGUCGUCGUGCCCUUGCUUCUUGUCCCAGAACCCGCGAGACGUAUUGAGCGCCACGAAGCAGCUCUUCCGCCUCGACUACAACCAGAGACAGGUCAUCAAGCAUGUCAUCAGUCUCGUCCGUCGCAGUCACAACAGCUAUCGUACGCGCCAGUACGACGUUUUCCAGCGAAUGACAAAUGGUAUUUUACCUUAA
Molecule: messenger RNA, 4116 nt
Organism: Phytophthora infestans T30-4
Lineage: Eukaryota; Oomycota; Peronosporomycetes; Peronosporales; Peronosporaceae
Product: phosphatidylinositol kinase (PIK-G2)
Exons: 3
Coding region: 1-4116 (1371 amino acids)
Biological process (GO): phosphatidylinositol-mediated signaling; phosphatidylinositol phosphate biosynthetic process
Cellular component (GO): cytoplasm; membrane
Molecular function (GO): metal ion binding; 1-phosphatidylinositol 4-kinase activity
Source: RefSeq, a predicted model, not a curated record